UCCUCUCCCGACUUCUCUGCGAGGGACACGAAAUAACCUCCGCAUUGCCAUCGUUGGAAACAUGACUGAACGCGAAUCAUCAAAUCACGCGACACAUGAUGAAGUUAUAAAUAAAUCGCAUCCUUAUCGGAAUGUAAAUGCACCUCGGUUCUUCCUCGUCUCGAAAGUACCGAUCUCGAAACCACCAGGGUCAGUCCAAAUCCAUCAGGAAGUGUAAUAUGUGCCUUACAUCUUGCACACUUUGAGAAAUGAUGUCCUGCACCAAGGAUCCAGAAGUACCCAACAAAAGGAAGAUCACUGUUUGGCCGCAAUGGCUGGCUGUCCUCACGAUUGGUCUAGAAGCUAUUGUUAGUGGAUUAGCGACUGGCUGGGCAUCGCCGUAUUUAGCACAAUUAACAUCGGCUGAAGUGGACAUUCCAUUGAGGCUAACCGAUACCGAAGCAUCCUGGGUGGCGUCCUUUCUAAACCUCGGACGUUUGAUCGGGGCACUCCUUGGUGCUUUUUGCCAAGAAUUCGUUGGACGAAAGAGAGUACUGCUGUUGUCGGGAUUGCCGUUAGCCUCAAGCUGGAUUUUCACUAUCUGCGCCACUUCGGUUACAUGGUUAUAUUGGUCCAGAAUCUGCUCUGGAGUUGGAUCGGGCAUGAUGUGGCCCGCGAUGUCCUUGUAUCUAGGCGAAAUUGCUAAUCCUACCAUUCGAGGCUCACUGAUAGCCAUGAAUGUGAACGCAGCGUCAGUAGGUCUAUUUCUGGGCAAUGCGAUGGGUCCUUAUCUAUCCAUGGAGAUGUUCGCUUACGUGAGCCUCGUACCGAAUAUUCUCUUCAUGACCCUCUUCAGCCUGAUACCUGAAUCGCCCUAUCAUUACGCUCUUCACGGUGAUAUUGACGAGGCCGAGGCAUCUCUCAAAUGGUUCCGACGAGAAUCUGACGUCAAGGCCGAAUUACAGGAACUCCAGGAUUUCGUCAAUGGCGCCACCGCCAGUAUCCUGACAAAACUUAAGGAUUUCCUACUACCAGCGAACCUGAAGAGCGCCUUGAUUAUGUUCGGUCUGAACGUCUUCGUGUAUGCGAGUGCAUAUAGCACGAUUAAUUCCUACGCAGAGAUUAUCUUGAUUAAUAGCGGAGUGAACGUCACCCCGUCGAUCGUAGUAAUGGUGCUGGGUUUCUCCACAAUUGUCGUCGGCUCUACCGUUACUUUGGUAGUGGAUAGAUUCGGGCGUAAGAAUCUUCUAAUAGUCUCAAGUAUUGGCGUCGCCGUUUCGCUCGUCGUUCUCGGAUUACACUUUUACCUUCUCUCCCUGGGUUUGAAUUCUGAAAUGUUGACGUGGUUGCCGAUCACGUCUUUACUGUUCUUCAAUAUCUUUGCAUCCUACGGUCUCAUCCCAGUCCCCGCCACUCUUCUAAGCGAGAUGUUUCCAGCAAAUCUUAAAAAUCUAGCAUCGCUUUGUAUCGCAUUAGGAAACGCGACAUUUGCCUUCACAUUUGCCAAGACCUAUCAACCUUUCAUAGACGUAGCUGGAGAAACGAUUGUUUUCUGGAGCUAUGGACUUUUCGUGUUACUAGCAGUGCCUUAUGUAUGGUAUUUCAUUCCCGAAACGAAGGGCAAAAGCUUAUUAGAGAUUCAACAGACCACCAAGUAAUAGGAUAUCGUGAAGGCCUGGAGAUUAUCAAAAUCGACUUUGAUAAGAAGUUUACGAAAUGUCGGUUAUAAACGAGUCUAACAAGGAAAGGACAUAGUCAACGCCUCACUGACUUUAAUCUCUUUGUACGUGGUGAAUCUACAUAAGAAAUAAAUAGGCCUGUGAAUGGAUUAGGAAUUUGUAUAUUGGAGGAUUUCGGAAACUUGAGAUUAAACUAUUAAGCUAAUAUAUUGUUUCUCGAAAUCUUAGUUGUAAUUCACAA
Molecule: messenger RNA, 1899 nt
Organism: Dinoponera quadriceps
Lineage: Eukaryota; Metazoa; Arthropoda; Insecta; Hymenoptera; Formicidae
Product: facilitated trehalose transporter Tret1-like
Exons: 6
Coding region: 249-1637 (462 amino acids)
Biological process (GO): transmembrane transport
Cellular component (GO): membrane
Molecular function (GO): transmembrane transporter activity
Source: RefSeq, a predicted model, not a curated record